AUGAGUUCCUAUGUCCAACAACAACAUAAUUAUUCGGAGGAUAAAUUAAGUGACAUUUAUUUAGGUCAAACUCAAGGAAAUCAACCUUUACAAUCUAGCUUCGAAAACUUGAAUGGUACCUUAUCAGAAAAAGGGUCAGCAAAGAUAUCUCUUGUCGCUGGCAAAGAUUUGAACGGAUUUCAAUCACGAACAUCUGACAUUGGUCGUGUCAUUCCACAACAGGAGAUUCUUUCUCGCAUUGUCCCCUUUUGGGAAUUAUUUAUCAGUAGUGUUGGUCUUUUUGGUUAUCAUAUCAUAAAUUUAGCUGCUCAUAAUAUCGGUGGCAAAAGACCUUAUAUCGUUCUUUUCCUUAAUGGAUGUAAAUCAGAAUUUCAACAACCAAAUCUCGAUGAAUGUCAUAGACAUGGCUAUCCUGGUGCAUUCACAGCAUUAUGGAACUCUCCUUUUUUCCUCUUUUGCUACUUUUUCAAAGAACAAAACCGUAUAGAUCUUUUAACCAUUCCUAAUAGGUUUAUGAAAUUUAGAAAAUGGACUUAUUGGCAAAUUCAUAGAUUCGCUUUGGCAUUGUAUUCAUUGAUAACUACGAUUUUAGUUAUAUAUUAUUUAACAAGAAAAACUGUUGAUAACGACGACCUUAUAAUACAAAAGGAUUAUAAAAAUGGAGAUGAGUUUUGUUAG
Molecule: messenger RNA, 678 nt
Organism: Dentiscutata erythropus
Lineage: Eukaryota; Fungi; Glomeromycota; Glomeromycetes; Diversisporales; Gigasporaceae
Source: the annotation of a GenBank genome assembly